AAUCAUAUUUGGCCACAACAUCAGCAACAUAUAUAACAAACUGAUGAAUGAGCUUAUUACAGCUGUAUUUUGAUGUAUAUACUGUAUUAUGGCAGCGGCAAUGUUAUGAGCCAAUAUCAUCGAAAAAAAAUUUGAUAAUCAACUAAACAUUAUUGAUUUGCCAGAUUUGCCAUAAAUAUAUGAUAUAUUAUCACCAUCAAAAUCAUAAUUAAAUUAAAACAACGUCAUCAUCAUCAUCAUCAUCAUCAUUUUGGAUUGUUGUUUGGAUUAAUUGGAUUGGAUCGAAUUAUAUUAUUUUGUUUUGCUUAUAAACGAUAUAAUAUUAUAGUUUUAUAAUUUAUUUUCACUGUUUGAUUAUUGAUAGAUCAUUGGUGAUUGAUUGGAUAAUAAAAAAAAACGACGACAACAGGAUGAUUGAAGACGACGUAUGUCUGGUUAUCAAAGCUUCUAAUCAAAAAUAUGAAGAUGUCAAAAUUGAUUGUCAACUUUCAUGGUCAAUUUUGGAUCUGAAAAAACAUCUUAGCGUCCAUUAUCCAUCCAAACCGAAAAUAACCGAUCAAAGAAUCAUCUAUUCCGGUCAUUUACUAAAGGAUAACCAAUUGUUGACAAACAUUGUUAAACUGUCGGAUUCAUCAUGUUCGAAUGGUGAUGAUCGUUCUCAAAAUACAUUCAUUUUUCAUCUGGUCUGUCCACAAAAACAUUUGUCUACGAAUGAUAAGGUAAAUAUGACCAAUGAAACAAAUGGAUCAUCAUCAUCAUCAUCAUCGAAUAGUUGGUCAUUGGAUGCUAUUCCAACAGCAAGUACUAGCUCAUCAUCAACAACAGCAGCCACAACAAUGCCAACGCCAACCACAGCAUGGAAUCAAUUUAAUCAAUUGAACAUUCAAAUGGGACCAGAUAAUAUGUUGAUGCAACAAUCGUAUCAGAUGUUGAUGAAUCAAUAUUAUCAAUAUAUGAGCUAUUAUUUUCUUUCAACACCGCCAAUUGAUUUAGUAUCAUAUGCUGCAUUCACUAAUGCAUAUAUGCAAUCAUUUCAGCCUGUAAUUGAUCAACAACGUUCCAAUUCCAUCAACAAUGAAACAUCGAAUAGCAAUGUGGCCAAUAACAUCAACAACAAUUUGGAUAAUGAUAAUCGAAUUAAUCGACCACAACAACAACAACAACGACAACAACCGCAAGUAGCGGCAAUAGAUAAUAAUGAUGAUCUUAUCAUGAAUCGUGAUUGGACAGAUUGGAUGUAUUCAUUUUCAAAAGCUGUCAUCAUGUUAAGCAUCAUUUAUUUCUAUUCAUCAUUGAAUCGUUUGGUUUUGUUUAUGUCAAUCUUUUUGAUUAUCUAUUUUUAUAAAAAUCUUCUAAAUGGUUUACAUCCGGCUGCUGCUAAUCAUAAUGGAAGAAGAAAUAAUAAUGAUGUUCGAAUUAAUCAUGAUCGAAAUAAUAAUAAUCAACAUCCAGUCAAUAAUGAUCGAAAUGGUGAAAACAACCACAACAACAACAAUAAUAAUAAUCAGCAGCAACAACAACAACAACAACAAGAUGAUGAUAGCCGAUAUUAUUCUGGUCUUAGAUUUAUAUGGAUGUUUAUCACUUCAUUGUUUACAUCAUUGAUACCGGAUCCAGUGCCCAUUAAUUAGAAUUUGAAAUGAAUUUUCGCAAA
This is a messenger RNA of Dermatophagoides farinae (American house dust mite), 1654 nucleotides long. The record is from RefSeq and is a predicted model, not a curated record. Lineage: Eukaryota; Metazoa; Arthropoda; Arachnida; Sarcoptiformes; Pyroglyphidae.